Messenger RNA from Cladocopium goreaui, 1386 nucleotides. Lineage: Eukaryota; Dinophyceae; Suessiales; Symbiodiniaceae. The record is from the annotation of a GenBank genome assembly.
AUGCUGGGCGGCUGCUGUACACUCCUCGUUCCCGUGCUGGCUGUCCUCGUGGGCACUGGUUUGGUGAAGAUCGAUGUCACGCCUUUGUUUUGUGCCACAGGGAAGCUCUUACCCAGCUACGCGAUGAAGGGCCCAGGUGACAAAGAUUUGCUAGUUCCCAACAAGGAGAUCCGCAACUUUAUGAAGAAAGUUGGGACGAAGGGAGGCACUGCAGCCUUCCCGUUGCAGGGGGUCUACAUGUUUGAUCAGAUGGGCCCAGUCGGCUGGAUUGAUUUCUCAAAUCUGAAAUUGGAUUCUUCUUCCAAGGCCGGCGACAUCAACAUCUGGGACUGCACUGCACAAGCUGACGUUCCGGAACCAAAAUUUGGAGGCAUUGGUCCUUUCAUCCCUGGCUCAUACUUGAUACCUUAUGCUGAGAAGAUGCAAUACAAAGUGCGCUUCUACUGUCCCAGUACAUUGCAAGAUGGAGAAUAUUGCUUUGUAGGCGACUCUUUCUUUGGCAAGCCAUUCUCAGACACAUACGAAGCGGGCCCAAUGCUCUGGCAUCUGACACAGUAUGACGGCGGGCGAAAGUACGUCAGGGACACAUGGAUUGUCCCACCAUGGGCCACUCCAGAUGAGACAUACGCGAAGACGCACACGCAAUUCCACAGCUACAACCUUCUCCGCUUGAUGUAUCCAAAUGGUACCAUUGACGAGGAGCACUUUGCCCUCUUCAUGGAGAAACAGAAUGGACAAGAUCUCGUGGCGCUGAGCUUCUCCAAGACCGCAUUUCUUGCCGAAGGUCGAGGGCCGUCCAAGCUGGAUGUUGGGAGGAGGCAAGGGCUCCUUGGAAGUAUGGCCUCCAUGCUGUGUGCGGAGGCCCUUGGGAAUGAGCUUGAAGAGGCUCAAGCCGUUGGGGUGGCAUUCGACUAUCGCAAGUUGGAUGAGAUCGAUCCAUCUACCAGGAAGAUCGUGGGAGACUUGAACUCCGAGAAGGCCCAAAAGGCCAUCGCUCUCAUUAGCGAUGCAAAGCAGAAAGCGGAGACCCUGUUCAGGAAUUACAAAGAGGAUGUCACUGUGAGGUGGAAGCCAUUUUUGACUCCGAUUCCGGAAAUGAGAGCGGCCGUGGAGGAGAUCCAGGAGCUUUUUGACCAGGAGUCGAAGAAAGACGUUGAGCGUGUUGGCAGACUACUCCUUUCAGCUCGAUAUAAGCUGAACGAGGCGCCAAGUGUGAAUCCCAAAAUCUCUGAAUCAGCUUGGAUCUCAGCAACGGGAUCUUGGACACAGUAUGCCCUUGACAAACGCCUCACAGGGACCGUUCAAUGUCUUGGGACCAAUGCUCGCUUUAAACUGCCUGUUGAACAUGUUGCCUGGUGCCUGGGCUCAUGCAAACAAGUAACAUAA